Molecule: messenger RNA, 2205 nt
Organism: Liolophura sinensis
Lineage: Eukaryota; Metazoa; Mollusca; Polyplacophora; Chitonida; Chitonidae
Product: T-complex protein 1 subunit beta-like
Exons: 16
Coding region: 100-1701 (533 amino acids)
Biological process (GO): protein folding
Cellular component (GO): cytosol; chaperonin-containing T-complex
Molecular function (GO): ATP hydrolysis activity; ATP binding; ATP-dependent protein folding chaperone
Source: RefSeq, a predicted model, not a curated record
AGAACACGAGAUCUGCGGCCGAAGCUUCGAGGUGUGCAUGUGAAACUUUUCUGUCGAUUCAUUGUAAAUUUUGUUGCUGGGCCAAGAAAACACAUUAUCAUGGCGUCCUUAAACCCUGUCCAGAUCUUCAGUGCUGGAGCAGAAGAGGAGAAGGCAGAGACUGCAAGACUUUCAUCCUUUGUUGGCGCCAUUGCCAUUGGGGAUUUGGUGAAAAGUACUCUGGGACCAAAAGGAAUGGACAAAAUUCUGACAGGGAGUGGUAUAACAGACACAAUUCAGGUGACAAAUGACGGGGCCACCAUUCUGAGGGCUAUAGGAGUGGACAACCCUGCUGCUAAAGUUCUUGUGGACAUAUCCAAAGUUCAGGAUGAUGAAGUUGGAGAUGGAACCACUUCUGUGGUGGUGUUAGCAAGUGAACUCUUAAAGGAAGCGGAGAAGCUUGUGAGCAUGAAGAUUCAUCCACAGACGAUCAUCUCAGGCUGGAGGAAAGCGACAGACGAAGCAAGGAAAGCUCUGACUGACGUUGCUAAGGACCAUGGGAAUGAUGAAAAGAAAUUUCGAGAAGAUUUGAUGAACAUUGCCAGAACUACCUUGAGCUCUAAAAUCUUGACCCAGUACAAGGAUCACUUUGCUAAGCUCGCUGUGGAGGCUGUGCUAAGGCUAAAGGGAAGUGGUAAUUUGGAUGCUAUCCAGAUAAUAAAGAAGUCUGGAGGUGGUUUAGAGGAUUCAUUCCUAGAUGAAGGUUUUCUGUUAGACAAAAAAAUUGGUGUGCAUCAACCAAAGAAGAUAGAAAAAGCCCAAAUUCUGAUUGCUAACACUUCUAUGGAUGCCGAUAAGAUCAAGGUAUUUGGUUCAAGGGUAAGAGUUGAUGCUGUGUCAAAAGUGGCAGAACUGGAGCUGGCAGAGAAAGAGAAAAUGAGAGACAAAGUCAACAAGAUCCUUAAACAUGGCUGUAAUGUUUUCAUUAAUAGACAGCUGAUCUACAACUAUCCAGAGCAGCUCUUCUCAGAUGCUGGGGUCAUGGCCAUAGAGCAUGCAGAUUUUGAGGGAGUUGAAAGACUGGCGCUUGUCACAGGAGGUGAAAUCGUUUCAACAUUCGAUUCUCCAGAUACUGUCAAAUUAGGUCGCUGUGACUUGAUUGAAGAAGUGAUGAUUGGGGAAGACAAACUGCUCAAAUUCUCAGGAGUGGCCCUGGGAGAGGCGUGUACCAUUGUGUUAAGAGGAGCCACGCAGCAGAUUUUGGACGAGGCUGACCGGUCAAUACACGAUGCCCUCUGUGUGCUCUCCCAGACUGUCAAGGAGACGAGGACUGUGUAUGGGGGAGGAUGCUCAGAGAUGGUUAUGGCCAAUGCUGUCAGCGCAUUAGCAGCCAGAACUCCUGGAAAAGAAGCUGUUGCCAUGGAGUCCUUUGCCAGAGCUCUUUGCAUGAUCCCCACGAUCAUUGCUGAUAAUGCUGGAUAUGACAGCGCUGAUCUGGUGGCAGAGUUGAGGGCUGCUCACACUGAUGGCAAAAAGACCAGUGGAUUGGACAUGACCAAUGGCAUAGUGACUGACGUAGAAGAGCUGGGGAUCACGGAGUCAUACCAGGUCAAGCGGCAAGUGUUGUUGAGUGCAGCGGAAGCUGCCGAGAUGAUCAUCCGUGUGGAUGACAUCGUCAAGGCCGCACCCCGACAACGAGCCCCCGACGACAGAUGUCACUGAAACAAAAACUUCGCAUUGUUUCCUAUACCCUCUAAACCACGUCACGGACAACUUUCUCUGUGAAGUUUCGUUCCAAGCCAUAUUUGUGCCAUGUUUGUUUAUAAUCUUUUCAUGUCUUCAUUUCUCUCGAUGGGAUGGAUUAAAUUAAUGUUGAUGUCUGGGAUUAAUGAGUGAUCUUGCUACAGCUGCAGGAUCCAACUCAGUCAUUUCGCAGUCGAAAUUUUCCCCAUCACAGACACUAGUGCUAUUGUAAUCUUUUGAUAUGACACAGAAAAAAAAAUAAUAAUAAAAGCAAAGAUCAGAUGUGAACGGUUUGUUGUGGGUAUCUACAUUAUGUCUGCAUAAUCAGAAUUUGUUGCUGUUCUUUUUGUCGAAAUGAGAAGUCUCUCAAACUUUAAUUGCAUCAGAAGUCUUUAUUCUAUCCAAUGCACUUAACGGUGUUAGGGCACUAAUACUGAUUUAAGAGGCGGUCGUGUAAUUAAGCUUAUUCUUUAGCACGGCGUA